AUGGAAAUAAAUAGAAACGAUGUGAUAAAGUUGAUUUUAUAAUUUUUACAGGAGAAUGGAUUCAAAAAAUCGCAAGAGGAAUUGCAAAAAGAAAGUGGAAUCUGUUUAAAUUUGGUUGAUUCGAAAUAAAAUCUUAAGAAAGACAUCAUAGAUGGAAAAUGGGACUAAGUGCUGAAUUAGAUUAAGUUGUUCAAUUUUACGGGUGAUACAUUAUUAGAUCUUUACGAAUUGAUAGUCUAAGAGUUAGUGGAAGUAAAUGAGACACAAUCAGCGCAUUAAUUUUUUCUUCAAAUGAUUGUUCCAAGUCUGCAGGAAUACAAAGAGAGACUCCUAAAAUUGGAUUACUUAAUAAGAAAACCUGGUAAAUUGAGUAUGAAUGAGAUUUACAAUGAUAAUUUGAGUAAGGAAUAAAGAAGAAGCAAGGUGGCUGAUAGAGUGAUUAGUGAAUGCAUAGAGGCUCCGGCUUGUAGAUUGUUGGAAUUGAUUGGUGAUAGUUUAAGACAUUUAAAUGCGAAUAAAAUAAUCACGAAUAACAAAUAUGACUUAUUUAUGGGUUUAGGAUAGUCAGAGCAAAAAGUGACUCAAAUUAGUAGAAUAGAGAAGGUAAUUAAAUAUUCAGAGAAGAUGAGAGUUAAUUGUGCGACAUUUACUCCUGAUGGACAAAACCUUAUUACAGGAUCUAUAGAUGGAAUUAUUGAGGUUUGGGAUCCCACUAAAUACUCAGUCAGAAAUGAUAUAGAAUAUUAAGUGAACGAUCAAUAUAUGAUGCAUAAUAAUUGCAUAAUUAAUUUAAGUGCUAAUAAUGAAUUGCUAGUUAGUUUGGAUAAUAAUGGAUAAGUAAAAGUUUGGAAAUUGAAGACUGGUAAGUGUCUAAAGAUAAUUGAAAGUACACAUCCUAAAUAAAUUGCAAGUGUGUUAUUAGGUAAGGAUCCUUAAUAGAUCUUCAUUGCAUCUGAUUACAUCUAAUUAUUCGCACUUAAGAGUGGAAUCACUUAGAAAUAGUAUAGGGGACAUAGUGGAUUGAUUUAAUCAAUGUUCUAGAGUUCAGAAGGUUCCAGAAUAUACAGUGGUGCUUUGGAUCAAUAUUUUAAAGUGUGGGAUACUCAUUCUGGAGAAUAGAUUUACAGUCUGAAAUUAGAGACAGCAUUGGAGAAGAUAUUUUACAUUCAAGGAUCUGUUCUGUUAUGCCCAAGAGGAAAAUAAAUGGUUUUAUUGAAUAGCAAUUUCUAAGAGGUUAAGAGAUAUCAUUCUGAAUCUGAAUUGAUUAGUUGCGUGGCUUAAGGUGAUUUUGCUUAUGGUUUAGGAUAGGGGUAAUUAUAUAGUUAUGAGGUUAAAUCAGGAAUUGGGUUGAAACUACUUAAAUUGCCAAGUGAGAAUAUGCAAGAUAUAUGCAUAGGACAGAAUGUAAUAUUUUGCUAUUCACAGAAUGGUCAUCUAAUAUUUAUACAAUGA
Messenger RNA from Paramecium tetraurelia, 1452 nucleotides. RefSeq lists its product as uncharacterized. Gene Ontology annotation, cellular component: precatalytic spliceosome. The transcript is spliced from 2 exons. NCBI's taxonomy places the organism in Eukaryota, Ciliophora, Oligohymenophorea, Peniculida, Parameciidae. Gene Ontology annotation, molecular function: protein binding. Gene Ontology annotation, biological process: mRNA splicing, via spliceosome. The record is from RefSeq and is a predicted model, not a curated record.